Molecule: messenger RNA, 1256 nt
Organism: Oreochromis aureus
Lineage: Eukaryota; Metazoa; Chordata; Actinopteri; Cichliformes; Cichlidae
Gene: ch25h
Product: cholesterol 25-hydroxylase
Exons: 2
Coding region: 192-953 (253 amino acids)
Biological process (GO): cholesterol metabolic process; sterol biosynthetic process
Molecular function (GO): steroid hydroxylase activity; iron ion binding; C-4 methylsterol oxidase activity
Source: RefSeq, a predicted model, not a curated record
CAAGCCUGCUGUGGAAUGUGUGUGUGGGAGGGAGCGUUUUCCAUUUUCCCUCCAGCAGUAGGAAGCGUCCCAAUAAGGACGGCAGGGCGGGUUCUUGCUGCUGACGCUGUGUGGGCGGGGCCUGCUGCAUGAUUAAAUGGAGCAGUGAUGAUGAAGGCGAGCAGAGCUCCGACUGUGAGACAGACUAAAGGAUGGCGAUGCUGCUGCAGCCUCUGUGGACCUUUGUGCUGGGACACGCCCCCCUCCUGCGCUCGCCCUUCUUCCCCGUGCUCUUCUCGCUCUCCGUCUACCUGUCCUUCUGCCUGCCCUUCCUGCUGCUGGACACGCUGUCCACCAGGUGGGCGUGGGUGCUCAGGUACAAGCUGCAGCCUCAGAGCUCCAUCAGCUGGUCGUCGGUGCGGCGCUGCCUGGCUCUGACGCUCUACAACCACCUGGUCUUCAUCUUCCCGCUCACCGUGCUGCACUGGUACCUGAGGCGGGUCCACCUGCCCGAGGAGGCCCCGCCCCUUCCGCGCCUGCUGGCUCAGGUGCUCGUGUGCCUGCUGCUCUUUGACUUCCAGAGCUUCACCUGGCACCUGCUGCACCACCGAGUGCCCUGGCUCUACCGCACCUUCCACAAGGUGCACCACACCUACACUUCCACCUCCGCCCUCACCGCCGAGUACUCGGGCGCCUGGGAGACCCUCAGCCUGGGCCUGUUCGCCGCCGCCAACCCCCUCCUGCUGGGCUGCCACCCGCUCACCGAGCUCGCCUUCUUCGUGGUCAACAUCUGGCUGUCGGUGGAGGAUCACUGCGGCUACGAUCUGCCGUGGGCCACGCACCGCCUGGUGCCGCUGGGGCUGUACGGCGGGGCGCGCCACCACGACCUCCACCACCUCAAGUCCAAGUGCAACUUUGCGCCGUACUUCACCCACUGGGACCGCCUGGCCGGGACGCUGCAGACGCAGGACUGAGCCGCCGUGAUGGCGAGGAGCUGAUGUAGAGACGUUUUCUAUUUAUUUAUUUCUUCCUGUUUUUAUUUAUUAUGCCACUUCUGAGCCCACCAAUCACAGCGGGCUCUCCUCAGCUCGCUGCUCCUGUCUGACGUAGAGACGGAGCAGACGGAGCCCGAGAGCGCCGUGAGCCGUCGACGGCGUGAGGACGUUAACUGCUACCGGACAGAUGUGCCGAUGAGGCAGCUGGCUGCGAGCGCAGGACAGACAAAAGUGAAACGAGGGACAGAGGAAGAGAUAAGCUGGCGAGGAAGAUGAGGAGUC